Molecule: messenger RNA, 9457 nt
Organism: Ictalurus punctatus (channel catfish)
Lineage: Eukaryota; Metazoa; Chordata; Actinopteri; Siluriformes; Ictaluridae
Gene: rorb
Product: RAR-related orphan receptor B
Exons: 10
Coding region: 503-1873 (456 amino acids)
Biological process (GO): regulation of transcription by RNA polymerase II
Cellular component (GO): nucleus
Molecular function (GO): zinc ion binding; nuclear receptor activity; RNA polymerase II cis-regulatory region sequence-specific DNA binding
Source: RefSeq, a predicted model, not a curated record
UUUUUUUUUUUUAAUUAAAAAAAAAUUGUUCAUGCCAAACAUAAAAAAAAGAAAGAACUGAAAGAAAAUAAAAGAAACAAGCUAGCAAACUACUGUUAGUUUGGGAAGCAGUUUUGCGGAAGUAAUUCACCAGAGGGACCCGAGAGGGGCGGGGCUCAAUGUGCGCCUCGAUGUGGGCGGGGCCGAGAACGUCGGUCCAAUCAGCGGCGCGCUCGCGCGGUGCCUCGCGCCCGGCGCGGUGAAAACCUCCCGGCCGCAGGUGUCAUGUGAAACGCCGCAUGCUCGCUGUGACUGGAGCAGUGUUUGGGAAAUGUUUCUAUUCUCGCGUCUCUCUGUUGGCCAGUGACACCAGGCGAAAACUUUAUAUCCAAGGAUCUUGGUUUUGUCUUUCUUUCUGUUUUACUUGUUUCUUUAUUUAUCCUCGUGUGUGUGUGUGUGAGUGUGUGUGUGCGUGAGUGUGUUUCUUCAUGCCUGCCGCGUCCGGGAGCGAGUCGCCACCACUAUGCGAGCCCAAAUUGAAGUCAUACCAUGCAAAAUCUGUGGAGACAAGUCCUCAGGGAUCCAUUAUGGGGUCAUCACAUGUGAAGGGUGUAAGGGUUUUUUCAGGAGAAGUCAACAGAACAACGCCUCAUACUCAUGCCCUCGGCAGCGCAACUGCCUGAUCGACAGAACCAACCGUAACCGCUGCCAGCACUGCCGUCUGCAAAAGUGUCUCGCUCUGGGCAUGUCACGUGAUGCGGUAAAGUUUGGCCGCAUGUCGAAGAAGCAGCGUGACUCGCUGUAUGCCGAGGUACAGAAGCACCAGCAAAGGCUGCAGGAACAGCGGCAGCAGCAGACGGGCGACGUUUACUCGUCCAGUCUGAGCACUCUUGGGCACGACCUGGGUGGUGCCUACACCAACGGACACGUCAUUGACAUGGCCAAGACGCAUGCCAACGGCGCACCCGCUGCCUACUACAGCAUGGACUCAACUCAGCCGAGCCCAGACCAGUCCGGACUGGACAUGGCGGGCAUGAAGCCCAUCAAACAGGAGCCUGUGUACGACCUGACACCUGUGCCAGACCUCUUCCCCUACAACUCGUACCAGGACAGCCAGCUAGCACCUGGAGUUUCUAUGGGGGAGCUUGACCGAAUUGCACAGAACAUAAUAAAGUCUCAUCUGGAGACGUGCCAGUACACGGGCGAAGAGCUGCAGCAGCUCUCCUGGCAGACACACUCGUAUGAGGAGGUCAAGAUGUACCAAAGCAAGUCGCGAGAGGCGCUGUGGCAACAGUGUGCAAUUCAGAUCACUCACGCCAUUCAGUAUGUGGUGGAGUUCGCCAAACGCAUCGCCGGCUUCAUGGAACUGUGUCAGAACGACCAGAUACUGCUGCUCAAAUCAGGUUGUCUGGAGGUGGUGUUGGUAAGAAUGUGCAGAGCGUUUAACCCUCUCAACAACACGGUUCUGUUCGAGGGCAAAUACGGCAGCAUUCAGAUGUUCAAAGCGCUCGGCUGCGACGAUCUCGUCACCGCCAUGUUCGACUUUGCCAAGAGUCUGUGCUCUCUGCAGCUGACGGAAGAGGAGAUCGCGUUGUUCUCCGCAGCCGUUCUCAUCUCCACAGAUCGACCUUGGCUAAUGGAACCAAGGAAAGUCCAAAAGCUGCAGGAGAAAAUAUACUUGGCCCUCCAGCACAUAAUGCAGAAGAACCACAUGGACGAGGACGCAUUGACUAAGCUGAUUGGUCGGAUCCCCACACUAGCGGCACUGUGCACCCUGCACACAGAGGAGCUUCAGGCCUUCCAGCAGUUACACCCUGAAACAGUCAACAUGCUCUUCCCUCCACUUUACAAGGAGCUUUUCAAUCCUGAUGCGGCCAGUGUCAUGUCCAAGUGACAAACGCUUUUUUUUUGUUUGUUUUUUUAAUUUAAUGAAGGGACAGGAGCACAAUGGCAGAACUUCCAGGGGGCUGAGCCACUGAGGCAGAAGAGGCAGAGCUAACUAGGUCACCUCGACAACAUGGCGAUGUUGGCGUACAGCAACCUGAAGCAACAAUAUAAUGACAGAACUUCAGGAAUGUCCAGCACUUCAAGCAUUCGACUUCAGUUUCACCGAUUCAGUCAAAAGAAUGUAUAUAUGCGCCUGUUAGUGAGGAUCUGACCAGAAAUGUACAGGCUUUAGAGCAAUCAUUUAAUAAGCUCUCAUUUAAUUCGGUAAGUUGAUUUGACCUUUAUCUACAGAAAUGUGAUAUGAAAAAGGGGGGCAAGGGUCACAAGGGUCAGACAAAGAGGAUCACAUAAUUUAGUAACUCCCUAGUUCUGAUAUAUUCCAGUAUUAAACCACAUUCUGUUUAUAUUCUAGUCAUAAUUUAUAAGCGGGAACCCGACAGGCCGGUACUUUGUGUAAAUCUGUUUUUCUUUUCUUUUGUAGUUUUACAUGUACAUAAUUUGAGAGAGACCUGUCAAACUAUACUAGAGACAAUUUCACUUUGGGUACGUUUAAAAAAAAAAAAAAAGCCUUGUCUGGGCCAUGUAGAUAUGUAUAGAUGCUACAGAAAUGUUUAGAAACUACAGAAAUGUAAAUGAUUUUUUCUUUUUUUUUUCUUUUUUUAAAGAGAAGAACAAUAAUUGAUUAUUGAUCUUUUUUCCAUAAGAAGAUAUAUAGAGAGAUAUAUUUUGCAAAUGCUUAUGGUUGAACAUCACGUCAUCAGUCAGCGCUGCAAUAAUGUCAAUAAGCAGUAAUCAUUCAGUCAAGAUCAGUUUAUGACAGGCCCUUGGUAAUAUCCAGUAAAAAAAAAAAGAAAAAAAAACUGCAGAUCUGCAUCUGCAGUUUAAAUAAUUUUUAUUUAUGAAGCAGAAAACAGAUAAGCAAAUCACACUAGCUCAUAUGAAGAUGUUCUGAUCAUCAUUGUCUUUACAUUAACAUUAAUGUCUUUUUGCAAGCAACACUUCUGUAGCUAGAGGAACUGCCUACUAUCACAAGUAAAAGCCAUUUAUCCAACAAAAGGAACAACUAACAUGACCAAAAGGUAGCUAGUAACUUUUUCAAACAAAACUCUUUUUGUCUUGGUAGCAAACACAACGUGUUACAUCGUAAACUUUAUCAGGAGAGGGUAAGGAGUUCUUUUCUCUCAUUAUGUAUUAGCACACUUAACUAACUAACAAACCACCAGUCAAUUAGGUUUUCAAUCACUCAAAUCAUGGGACUGGGCAGCACACGGGAGCGUUUACUUGCCCAUUGGGCGAGCUAAUGACGUUAGCAUUUGUCCACCAACUUAUCACUGACAGCUAAGUGAACUUAAUGUGUCAGGCUCCCUAAAAAAUAAUGCAGGAAGUUCAAAUGCAAAAUAAAUAUCACCAUGUUCAAAGGAAAAUCUGAAGAAUAGUGUCUGUAAAAUCGUUACACAGGUUUAUUCAUACAACUGAUUAAGCUGGGGAUUUCAAUUAAAAUUCAAGAUAAGCCUAGCAGUGACGCAGACCAAUAAAUCGUUUAUUUAUUUGUAUAAUUUAUUAUAAUUUUACAGAGUAAAAUUUGCCCAUGCUGUUGAGGAAACGCAGCAACGAGGACCUACUAUUAAUUUUUUGUUGUUGUUGUUUUUAAUUAAGGCUAGUAGGCUGUCACAUUUGCAAGCUAAACGGAAAUAAUGGAUGCCUUUUAAAAGCUCCACAGAUAGUCACUUAACUAGCUUGCUAAAUAUAUAGUAGCUGUCUAUAAAUAAUCAGUUCAAUAACUUGUUAAACUGAUCGUCAGUUGCUAAGUAGAGGAUGGAAAGUAGGCAAUUAUUUAAUUUGCAUCCAAAUCAAAAGUAUUGUCAACAAAGCUCAUGUUAAUUUGGUCAUAAUUAUACUCCUAAAAACAAAAAGGUAAAACAUUCUACACUUUUUAGGGUUUUGGGGGUUGGGGAAUGCCACAAUCUUGACUUGCAAUGUUACAAAAAAGUGACUGAACACUUUGGAAAGCCACAUCAUUCCAGGCAUUUCAAAUGAAACUUAACGCCAUGCUUGUUGAGUCUUUUGUACGUAGAUGUUUCGAACCUCAAAUGAUAUUCUGUAGCCUGGCUGUCUUACAGACGCUCUGCAGUAGCAAUAUUGUAGCUUUGACAAUCAUGUAGCUUUGUAUUAUUCAUUUUUUACAAUUCCAGUACUACAAAACUAAGCAGGUCCGGGUGUCAUCUGUAUACUUGCGUAGUUUACAAUAUUGAUAUUUCUCUCAGGCAAAAGCAAUUUUACGAUAACCCCCUUUAUUCACACGUACCUCUAAGGAUCAAAAGUAAAUAAAAAAAAUUUUUAAAAAAGCAAUCUCACACCACUCGAUGGCGAUUUGAAAAAAAUUUUCCUUCCACAGUUCUACAGUUUAACCCGUGGAAGACCAAAAAGCCAUAACACCAAUUUCCAGGAUUUUGAGGUUAAAAGGCAUCAACAUUAUAGCUGCUAUAACGUGAUGUCAUUUUGUGGAAGUUUCACAACGUUAAACGUAAUGCACUCUAUAUUUUUUGUAGCCAGAGGCCCCUUCAACUGUAAAAUCAAUUCCACUGACCCCUUGAGCAUGGGUUUAUUUCAUGAACAUUAUUGAAAUAUUUCGAGCCACAGAGCUUGCAAUUCCUGAACUUUCCACUACUAGAACACAAUAGGUCUGAGUUUACUUUGGUGCUUGGAGCCCUAAAUAUAAUAACUGGCUGUGCUUCAUGGACACCGCUUAAGAGAACCACUGCUUAAAUGAAUCUAAAAUGAGUAGCACUGGGAAAUUGCUGCGGUGUAAGUGGAAUAAAACCCUGUAGUUGAAUAUUUUCUUAUAACUGCACACCCUGUUGUGUUUUGUUUAUUCCUUACAUACAGUGGUGCUUGAAAGUUUGUUCUAUAUAUCUGAAUUAUAUGACCAAAAACAGAUUUUCUCACAAGUCCUAAAAGUAGAUCAAGAGAUCUCAAUUAAACAAAUGAGACAACAAUAUUAUACUUGGUCAUUUAUUUAUUAAGGAAAAUGAUCCAAUAUGACAUAUCUGUGAGUGGCAAAAGUAUGUCAACCUCUAGGAUUUGCAGUUAAUUUGAAGGUGAAAUUAGAGUCAGGUGUUUUCCAUCAAUGGGAUGACGAUCAGGUGUGAGUGAGCACCCUGAUUUAUUUAAAGAACAGGGAUCGAUCAGAGUCUGAUCUUCACAACACUUGACUGUGGAAGUGUAUCAUGGCAUGAACAAAGGAGAUUUCUGAGGACUGCAGAAAAAAAGAGUUGUUGAAGCUCAUCAUGCUGGAAAAGGUUAGAAAACCAUCUCUAAAGAGUUUGGACUCCACCAAUCCACAGUCAGACAGAUUGUGUACAAUUGGAAUAAAUUCAAGGCUAUUGUUACCCUCCCCGGGAGUGAUCGACCAACUAAGAUCACUCCAAGAGAAAGAUGUGUAAUAGUCUGCGAGGUCAUAAAGGAACUCAGGGUAACUUCUAAGCAACUAAAUGCCUUUCUCACAUUGGAUUAAUGUUAAUGUUCAUGAGUCCACCAUCAGGAGAACACUGAACAACAUUGGUGUGCAUGGAAGGAUUGCAAGGAGAAAGUCACUGCUCUCCUAAAGAACAUUGCUGCCUGCCUGCAGUUUGCUAAAGAUCACAUGGACAAGUUAGAAAGCUAUUUAAAAAAUGUUUUGUGAACAGAUGAGAACAAAGUAGAAUUUUUGAUUAAAAUGAGAAGUGUAAUGUUUGGAAAAAGGAAAACACUGCAUUUCAGCAUAAGAACCUUACCCCAUCUGUGAAACAUGGUGGUGGUAGUCUCAUGGUUUGGGUCUGUUUUGCUGCACCUGUGACAGGACGGUUUGCCAUCAUUGAUGGAACAAUAAAUUCCGAAUUACACCGUUUUCUAAAGGAAAAUGUCAGGACAUUUGUCCGUGAACUGAAUCUCAAGGGAAAGUCAUGCAGCAAGACAACAACCCUAAACACACAAGUCGUUCUACCAAAGAACGGUUAAAUAAGAAUUAAGUUAAUGUUUUGGAAUGGCCAAGUCAAAGUCCUGACCUUAAUCCAAUAGAAAUGUUGUGGAAGGAUCUGAAGCAAGCAGUUCAUGUGAGGAAACCCACCAACAUCCCAGAGUUGAAGCUGUUCUGUACUGAGGAACGAGCUAAAAUUCCUCCAAGCCGAUGUGCAGGACUGAUCAACAGUUACCGCAAACGUUUAUCUGCAGUUAUUGCUGCACAAGCGGCUCACACCAGAUACUGAACCCAAAGGUUCACAUACUUUUUUUUUUUUUUUACACAGAUAUGUAACAUUGGAUCAUUUUGCUCAAUAAAUAAAUGACCAAGUAUAAUAUUUUUGUCUCAUUUGUUUAACUGGGUUCUCUUUAUCUACUUUUAGGACUUGUGUGACAGUCUAAUUAUGUUCGAGGUCAUAUUUAUGCAGCAAUAUACAGACUUCUAAAGGGUUCACAAACAUUCAAGCACCACUGUAUACGAUUACUGAUAUUGGCUUCAACCUGUUUAGAACAAGCCACAAAGCCAUAGCACCAAUUUCCAGGUUUUGGCGGCUGCAACGCUGUUUCAUUCACACUAUAAGCGGAUACUAGUGCGUCGUGCAAUCAGUAAAUUUAGAUGAAAACGAUGGAACGAAUGAAUAAGACAGCACUUACGGAUUACACGCUGAAGGUAGUACAGUGCUGAGGAUAUACACACACACUUCACAUGCUGAAAUGUUCUACAACAGAUAGCUGAUGUUCCCUCAGUAAUGUGCUUCGGUGGGUUUUCUCUAAGCGCUCGACUUUUUUUCUUAUUCAAGACAAUCACAUCUGGAUGCGACCUGAAAGCAUCCAUCUCAGGGACUUCACCUUUUGUUAUUUUCAAUAAGAAAGAGACUCCCUAUUUUAAAAAAAAAAAAAAAAGAAAAGAAAAAAAAAAGAAAAUGGACAUUUUCAAGAAAAAAAAAGAAUCUAUAAUCUUUAAGAUUUCUGAAAUACUGCCUGAAAUGAGACCUACCCAGACAAGGUUUUGGCAUGUGUGUGUGGGUGUGUGUGUGUGUGUGCAUACUGCUGACAGGUUAAAUACUCAAAAUUAUUAGGCCCUACUCGUGAAAGGCCCAGAAGCCUGUAAAUACUGAUAAAAAUGAUGAAAGCACUUGAAACAGAAAAGAGAGCUUGAAAAAAAGAAUGCUGUAAUUAUUAUUAUUAUUAUUAUGCUUUUCCUAUGAUCUCUAUGUAAGUUAGUUUAUUUAUAGAGUGUAUGAUUAUGAUGAAUAAGCUCCAGAUCCAUUUUGACGCUCAGUAAAUGAAGAAGGCGCUGAAGGUGUUUUUUUUUUUUUUUUUCACGGUUUAGGAGCAGUCACACUGUAAGAGAACUGUUUAACACUGUUUUAGGUAACUGUAGCAAUAACCGGACACUGACGUUCUGUCCCAUUUGCAUUGUAAGAUUAUUUUUAUUUUGUUAUUAUCCUGAUUUUGAUAUAUUAAGUCCUAGCCUGUUGUUCGGAUAUCCUUGCAUGCUGUUUCAUGGCAAUGGAACGGGGGGAAGAAGAAGAAGAAGAAGAAAACGGUUGGGCUUUUGUGUUUGAUAGCGUGAUACUGUCGGGGUCAGGGGUCAGGGGUUGGGGUGGGGUGUUGUUGUGGAUGUUAUAUAAUACGAUUGAAUACAUAUUACCCUGUUCAGUCUACUGUCACACACAUAUAUAUGCAUUUUCAUCUGAACUGAAGAACCUAACAGGCACUGAAAUAGUUUUAUGAAGGACUUAAAAGCCUCAAACAAGGCAGUUUUGUUUUUUCUGUAUCGAUAAUUCUAUAUACUUUAACAACUAAAAUGAAGCGUAGUGUACUACAGGAACCAAAAGUCAUAAGCGUGCUACUAAGAACUGUUUCUAUUUUAUCAUACUUAAGCCAUCAAAAUCAGGCUGUCUGAAUAUUCAUUAUAGCCGCCGUUUUUCUUAUUAAUAUCGAGUCAAUAUCAGAUGUUCAUUUUUAUUAUUUUCAAUGCGUUUGUCCCUGUUUCUGUGUUAAAACUGCUGAGAAUCUUUACUAACGUAAUUUUUACAGAAAUGUAUACUGCGGCGUUGUUGAGGUCUCGAGUAGCUGUGACAGUAUUCCCGGCUGCACACGGACUUGAUCGGUGUUUAUGGAAGGAGUCUCCAGUUUUAGUGCUUUGUAUAAGUCAGAGUUAAAGCUGCAUUUUUUAAAAUAAUAUUAUUCAGUUCGAGCAAGAGAAAGAGAAAGAGAGUCUGCUAUAACAUAUAACUGGAUCUAGAAAGUUCCACAACAUUACACAUAACUUGGUCUCUGUAGCACGUUAAUCUGAUUACUAACCGACCAAUGACUGCGUAUUCGGAUGGACCAGAAUUGAUAACAUAACAUCACAUUAUUUUCUCAUUUGAACUCAUGUUAUUUGUUGAGAUGACGCCAGCUAACAUUGCACUAAUUUGAAUUGCGUGACAUGCUAAACUAGCUAAAUCUUCAAGUUUAAAUAAUGUACUCUUGAAUAACAGUUUGUUUAUUUAAUAACGUAUUUGAAAUAUAAACAGUUCUUGGACAUGGACUUUUGGAAAGUACUCGGAAUUGUUUCAGCACAAAUCAAAGUAACUGUGGUGUUUUUUUUGUUUUUUGUUGUUGUUGUUUUUUUACUGUUGUAAUCACCUUUCAAUGAGAUAUUUGCCCAUAACAACUUUUUUUUUCUGUCGCUGCACACUACAGAUGCCCCAACAUGAAGAAACAUGUUACACGUUCAUAUAUAUGUUUGUACACCCCUGGACGUGCAACACCCUGCAUCAGAAAACAUCUCUUUUGUGUUUGUUUUAAAAUCAGUGAUCAAUUUAUGAAUUAGAAAGUGCUGCUCAUUUGGAUUUUUUUUUUCUUCUCUUGACGUGCCAUAGCUGGGGUGCAAUGAAGCUAAAUGGCGCUUAAGGAGUAAAUAUAAAGAAUGCAUCAUUUACUUGGGGACCAAUCAAAGCGGGGAAUUCAAAACACGACAAACGGUUUGUCAUUUCGAAUGACGCAGCCUUGGUGACACAAGGCUGCAAAGACACAGGGACGGGUGAGGGCAGGAAGAACAGGGUAACUUGCCAAGUGUGUGUGUGUGUGUGUGUGUGUGUUGUGUAUGUAUGAAAAUAAGAAGUGUGAAGCAUUUGAGUGCAAAAGGACCGAUUGUGUGAAUGUGUGUGUUUUAUGGGGUUUAACCACAGCUUUGUGGAAUAAAAUGUGUGCAAAUGUAAUCGAGCUCUUGAAUUGUCUCCUCCGAGUUGUACAUAGCAGGCAAAAGGACUUUUGUUAAAGGAUAUUUUAUCGCUUUUGUAGACAUUUCUUUGUGGGGGAAAAGAAUUAAAGACAAUUUUAUGGACACAACCUCUGGCUCGUUUUUAUUUAAGCUUAAACCAUGAACGUUGUUGGUACUUCCUUGUGAUUUGUAUUCACACCAUUAAGGGUAUACACACUUACUGGCCACUUUAAUAGGAACACCGCGUCUGCUCAUGCAUGCACUUAUCCGAUCAGCCAAUCAUGUAGCAGCAUGGCAAUACAUGCAGAUACAGAGCAUCGG